Exophiala mesophila is the source of this 2005-nucleotide messenger RNA. RefSeq lists its product as uncharacterized. The transcript has a single exon. Gene Ontology annotation, cellular component: precatalytic spliceosome; U2 snRNP; catalytic step 2 spliceosome. NCBI's taxonomy places the organism in Eukaryota, Fungi, Ascomycota, Eurotiomycetes, Chaetothyriales, Herpotrichiellaceae. Bases 168 to 1007 code for a protein of 279 amino acids. The record is from RefSeq and is a predicted model, not a curated record. Gene Ontology annotation, biological process: mRNA splicing, via spliceosome. Gene Ontology annotation, molecular function: RNA binding.
AAAUUUUCCACCUGUGGUCGACAUCAUCUCUGUUGAACGACAUCUACAUCGUUCAUUGCUGUCAUCUUGGGUAUUGGAUUUGUCUGUGGCGGAGUUUCCGCAUGACAUGCUGGGUGUGAGAAUCAUCCUUCGUCCGGUAACUCGCCUUCCACCCAACUUAGGCCACGAUGAACGCUAUUCGAGCCACCCAGGCGCUCAACAAACGAGAACUCGAAUCCGCCACGCCAGUCAACGCCUCAUGGCAUACAGACUACCGAGAUACGGCCUACAUCUACGUCGGCGGACUCCCCCUUGAUCUUACAGAAGGCGACGUGGUGACGAUCUUUUCACAGUUCGGCAACCCGACACAUCUAAAACUGGUUCGUGAUCGUGAGACUGGCAAAAGUAAAGGUUUUGGCUUCCUCAAGUAUGAGGAUCAGAGGAGCUGUGAUCUUGCUGUGGACAACCUGGGCGGAGCCGAGGUCUUGGGUCGGCUGUUGAGGGUAGACCAUACCAGGUACAAGAUCAAAGAUGGAGAGGACGAAGAGACAUGGCGGAUAGAAAGGAUGGAGAGGGAGACGGGAGAAGAGCGGCCACAGUCAGACGAAGACGUACGAGGUGACGGAGAGCACAGCAGGAAGAGACGCAAGAAGACGCGGCAUAUGUUGAAAGAAGAGAAGGAGUUGGAGGAGAUGCUGGCCAUCACCCAGGACGGCGAAGAGGCUGACCCGAUGCGAGACUAUCUCAUCAAAGAAAAGAGGGAAGAAGUCGAACAAGCAAAAGAAAGAGAGAAGAGACGCAAACACAAGCAUCACCAUCGUCGGAGACAUGAUGAUGGUAGUGAUGAAGAGGGCAACAAUGAUGACACAGGCCGACGGCAUCGACGUGGCCGUGAACGAUCGGAGGAAAGGAAAGAGACUGAUCGUCGUUGGCGACGAGACCAAAGCCACAAGGAUCACGGUGAAGACAGAUCAGAACGACAUCGACACAAUGGCCAUGAGAGACGCCGGAGAGAUGGAGAAGACUGACGUGAACGUUCACCACCGUCGGGGAACUCUGAUUCUGACUCUUAUCGACAUCGAUCUCACCGUUCAAGGAGAGAGCGUGAUUGACGGGACGACCUAAAUCACCUUGGUAUUUAUCUAUACAAGAUCGCUCGAGGGUCAUCGAGCUCAAGGUCGACUAUAUGGCUGAAGCGGAAACUACACGAUUAGGCUCUCAUUUGGGGCUCUCGGCCAUUUCCUUGACCAGUUCGAUACCAAUAUCUCGCAACUUGAACUUUUCUGCAGACAUGUCAGUCAGCAAAUGGCUUGAUGGUCAACGGCAUAUGGGGUGCAACUUACGAAUCUUCCCGCUGGCGGUUUUGGGGUAAUGAUGGACGAAAAAGACAAACUUGGGGACAAGAUGAUGACUCAUAUGUUCCCGGACCCAACUCUUCACCUCAUCAACGGUGAUCUCAGUCUCGCCAGGCUCCAGAUGAUGUCUCUUGACAAUGAAGGCGGCCACCACCUCGCCAUACCUUUCAUCGGGCAAGCCAACUACGCUAACCUCGGAGAUUUUGUCAUGGCCCAGCAGACAGUUUUCUACUUCGAGAGGGUGGAUAUUCUCACCCCCUCGAAUGAUCAGGUCCUUUAUCCGACCGGUGAUACUGACGUAGCCUUCGGCAUCUAUGGAGGCUUCGUCACCAGUGUGCAUCCACACCGUGCCAUCGGGGUCUGUGGUCAUAGCUUCGGCCGUCUUUUCAGGCUGGCCCCAGUAUUCCUUCAUGACAAGAUAGCCGCUGACGACCAGUUCGCCACGUUCGCCGACGUCGAGGACUCUAUCAUGGUCAUGGGGAUCGACCACUUUGGCUUGGACGUGAGGGAGCAACCGACCGACGGUGUUGAUGCGCUUGUCAAUGGGAUCAUCGGUCGUGGUCAUGGCUGAGACUGGUGAUGUCUCAGUCAUGCCAUAGCAGAUGGUCAGCUCGGUCAGGUUAAGUGUCUUGUGAAGUUUCCGCAUCAGUUCGGCAGGAAUAGAUGACCCG